This is a messenger RNA of Coturnix japonica (Japanese quail), 2503 nucleotides long. RefSeq names its product tubulin beta 6 class V (gene TUBB6). Gene Ontology annotation, molecular function: structural constituent of cytoskeleton; GTPase activity; GTP binding. Gene Ontology annotation, cellular component: microtubule. NCBI's taxonomy places the organism in Eukaryota, Metazoa, Chordata, Aves, Galliformes, Phasianidae. Gene Ontology annotation, biological process: microtubule-based process. The record is from RefSeq and is a predicted model, not a curated record.
CGGGUUGCGCGGCGGGACAGCGGGACGGGACGGCACCAUGAGGGAGAUCGUCCACAUCCAAGCGGGCCAAUGCGGCAACCAGAUCGGGGCCAAGUUUUGGGAAGUGAUAAGUGAUGAGCAUGGCAUUGACCCAGCCGGAGGCUAUGUCGGUGACUCAGCGCUGCAGCUGGAAAGGAUCAAUGUCUACUAUAAUGAAUCAUCUUCCCAGAAAUUCGUGCCAAGAGCAGUUUUGGUGGACUUGGAGCCGGGCACCAUGGAUAGUGUGCGAUCUGGUCCUUUUGGGCAGCUCUUCCGGCCUGAUAAUUUCAUCUUUGGACAAACUGGUGCUGGAAACAACUGGGCCAAAGGACACUAUACAGAAGGGGCAGAGCUGGUUGAUUCUGUACUCGAUGUAGUGAGAAAAGAGUGUGAACACUGCGACUGCUUGCAAGGAUUUCAGCUCACUCAUUCCCUGGGAGGAGGGACGGGGUCUGGCAUGGGAACCCUGCUCAUCAGCAAAAUACGAGAGGAAUAUCCUGACAGGAUAAUGAAUACCUUCAGUGUAAUGCCCUCUCCAAAGGUUUCUGAUACAGUGGUGGAGCCUUAUAAUGCCACGCUCUCAGUCCACCAGCUGGUUGAAAACACAGAUGAAACCUACUGCAUUGACAAUGAAGCUUUGUAUGACAUUUGCUUCCGCACCCUGAAGCUCACCACUCCAACGUAUGGUGAUUUAAACCACUUGGUUUCUGCUACCAUGAGUGGAGUGACUACAUCCCUGCGUUUUCCUGGCCAACUCAAUGCUGAUCUCCGGAAGCUGGCAGUGAAUAUGGUCCCAUUCCCACGCCUUCACUUUUUCAUGCCAGGUUUUGCUCCUUUGACUGCCCGAGGCAGCCAGCAAUACCGAGCACUCACUGUUCCAGAGCUCACCCAGCAGAUGUUCGAUGCCAAAAAUAUGAUGGCAGCCUGUGACCCGAGGCAUGGGAGAUAUCUGACAGUGGCUACUGUCUUCCGUGGUCCUAUGUCAAUGAAGGAGGUUGAUGAGCAGAUGUUGGCCAUCCAGAACAAGAACAGCAGUUACUUUGUGGAGUGGAUCCCAAACAAUGUGAAGGUGGCAGUGUGUGACAUACCGCCUCGUGGCCUCAAGAUGGCUUCCACGUUCAUUGGCAACAGUACAGCCAUUCAAGAGCUCUUCAAAAGGAUCUCGGAGCAAUUUUCAGCCAUGUUCAGGAGAAAGGCCUUCCUCCAUUGGUUCACGGGAGAAGGAAUGGAUGAGAUGGAAUUUACAGAAGCAGAAAGCAACAUGAAUGAUCUGGUGUCAGAGUAUCAGCAAUACCAGGAAGCUACAGUAAAUGAUGGAGAAGAAGCAUUUGAAGAUGAUGAAGAAGAGGUCAAUGAAUAAAGAAAUUAGGUAUGCUGUUUUCCAGGCUAAAUUCUCACAUGUGGAUUUCUAGUAAUUAGGCUUAUAAAUCUGUAUUUAGGCUUCAAAAUGAGGGGGAAAAAAUGGGAGCACGACUCUCACAUAUUAGAGCUGUUCUUCAGAGUCCAUUGAGGUCACUGGGAACUGAGGACAUUCAGCAUUUCUGAAAAUCAGGCUGUUUCUAUUCAUGGGACGUUCACAUAAGACUUCAGCUUAAGAGUCUAAACACAGAGAUUGGUAGUUUGGGAUCUUUCUUUUAUUCCAAACUUUGUCUUCCAUAAAGUUUUACAAGAAAAGAAGUAAUAUGAAAAUCUACAAAAUAGAACUGCACUAUUUUCAUCCAAUUAUGAGUAAGAAAAUCUUGCGGGUUUGAAGUAUUCAUUCUGUACUGAGUAUACAAUACUGAACUGCCAGGAACAAAAAUGUAUUGGUAAUAAAAAGGACAGAAAGUUUUUAACUGUUCUGUACAGUAACUAUUAAUGAUGACAUUUGAUUCAAAUUCUAUGAAAACAAAAUAAAAAAGAUUAAUAUCAUCUCAAGCAGAAGUGUUCUGGGCAGUCAAUGCUGUAUUUAUCCAGUGAUGAGCUGCAGGCCAAGGGCUAAAUUUAUGCUAUGUGACUUUUUCACUUGUUGGUGAGUAAUGACAGGUUAUAUAUAUGAAAUCUGUCCACUUGUGGUACGUUCCUUAAGGACCCUCUGGAAGCACAACAUCUUGCAGUCCCCUGUCUUUCUGGCCAUCACCAGGUAACUGUUUCUGGUUCCUGUCUCCACUCCACCUUGCCUACAUACCUGAAAUUCAUGCUCUCCACAGCAUGGUGGGAAAGGAGACUACAUGUUGAUGUAUCUCGCUACCCCAGUGGGUUCUAUGGACGUUCUAGAAUCGCUGUGCAGACUGAGGUUAAAGUGAAGUACAACUAUUUAUGCAUGGUAACCAAAACAGCUGGCAAAAUGAAAGAUGAAUGUUAAUUUAUCUAUCUGCUCACAUGACAUCUGGAACUCUGUCUUGCACAACUGACUUGCUGCCUUGACAAAAUGACUGUUGGGUGUUCGCUCUUUGUGCAUACUUUGUACUUCUGGCCAUAUCAAUUAAACAGCUCUUCUCCAUUA